Messenger RNA from Heterocephalus glaber (naked mole-rat), 1014 nucleotides. RefSeq names its product IFI30 lysosomal thiol reductase (gene Ifi30). Lineage: Eukaryota; Metazoa; Chordata; Mammalia; Rodentia; Bathyergidae. Gene Ontology annotation, molecular function: oxidoreductase activity, acting on a sulfur group of donors, disulfide as acceptor. Gene Ontology annotation, cellular component: lysosome. The record is from RefSeq and is a predicted model, not a curated record.
GGGCCUCCGCCAGGUUAAAGUGGCCGAGCUCCCGCCGCGCCCCGUGCCCUCCGCCAUGGCCCUUCCGCCCCUCGCCCCGCUGCUGCCGCUGCUGCCGCUGCUGCUGUCGCUCCCGGGCGUCCCUGCGAUGGCCCUGGACACCUCCGCGGGGGCGGCCGGCUGCAAGCCGCACGGCCUGUGCCUGCAGAGCACCCCCAGGGUGACCGACGCACCCCCAGUCAACGUCACCCUGUACUACGAGGCGCUGUGCGGCAGCUGCCGGAUGUUCCUGGUGCGCGACCUCUUUCCAACCUGGCUCCUGGUGCUGGAGAUCCUCAACGUCACGCUGGUGCCCUACGGGAACGCCGUGGAGCGGAGCGUCAAUGGCUCCUGGGAGUUCAGGUGCCAGCACGGCGAGCAGGAGUGUAAGCUGAACAAGGUGGAGGCCUGCGUACUGGACCAGCUGGAUCAGGACGCCGCCUUCCUGACCAUCAUCUGCCUCGAGGAGAUGGAGGACAUGGAGAAGAAGCUGACGCCGUGUCUGCAGUUAUAUGCGGCCAAUGUGUCAGCGGACAGCAUCAUGGCAUGUGCGGAGGGGGAGCGCGGCACACAGCUGCUGCACCGGAACGCACAGCUCACGGAUGCCCUGCAGCCGCCGCAUGAAUACGUGCCCUGGGUCCUCGUCAACGGGAAACCUUUGAAAGACCUGAGCCAGCUUUUGAGUCUGGUCUGCCAGCUGUACCAGGGCCAGGAGAAGCCAGACAUCUGCUCGGCCAUGGGCAGCACCCGAAGAGAGGUCUGCUUCAAAUGAGGCUGGGGCCCUAAGGGAGCCCAUGGAGGAAGGGCAAGAGUCCAACUGCCCCUUUGUCCCAUCUCCAACCUCAGUGGAGACAACCGACUAAACAGAACUCCUACACGUCCCACAAAGCUCACACCAAAGUCCCCUCCUGUGAUCCAGAAUCUUGCCUCGCUGACAGUGGUGCUAAAUCAAAACUAAUUUGAUAAAUAAUAAACCAUUUUGGCUGUUGUGAUUCA